AUGUCUUCGGAAGAUAUGGAACUCGCUGUCAAACACUUCUUCUCAUCCCCGCGCUUCGCCGUGGCGGGUGCAAGCACUGAUGCGAGCAAGUUUGGCUACAAACUGCUCGCCUGGUACCACCAGCACUCACUGCCAGUAACCCCGCUCAACCCCAAGGCUCCCGAAAUCCAGCUGCGCUCAAAGUCCUAUGCCACUGUGAAAUCACCAUCCGAGCUCUCCUCUCCAACACAAACGUCACUAUCAAUAGUUACCCCGCCAAAAGUGACCCGGGAGAUUUUGAAGGAGGCGCAUGCCCUAAAUAUUCCUGCUGUGUGGCUGCAACCAGGGACCUUUGAUGAUGAAAUCCUCGAGUAUGCGAAGAAGAACUUCAAGGCGGCGAUUGGGGGUGAGGGUGGGAAUGGAGGUGAGGGAUGGUGUGUGUUGGUGGAUGGUGAGGACGGCUUGGAGGCUGCGGGCAGAGACUGGACACUCCAGAAGCUGUAA
Molecule: messenger RNA, 483 nt
Organism: Coccidioides immitis RS
Lineage: Eukaryota; Fungi; Ascomycota; Eurotiomycetes; Onygenales; Onygenaceae
Exons: 2
Coding region: 1-483 (160 amino acids)
Source: RefSeq, a predicted model, not a curated record